AUGGCUUUUCUAAUGAAAAAUAUGUUGAGCAACCAAGUGAAAAAAUUGGGACUUGGCGGAGGGGGUGAAGUAAACAAGGAUGAAGCUGCUCCUACUGAUCCAGCUACAGCAGCCAGAAUGACCCGGGAAGAAUAUGAGGAAUAUCAAAAGCAAAUGAUACAGGAGAAAAUGGAGAGAGAGGCAGCUUUUGCACAACAAAAGGCAGAGAGAGCUGUCCUGAGGGUUCAUUUGCCAGAAAAGUACAGACUCCCAAAGAGCGAACUAGAUGAGAAUCAGAUCCAGAUGGCUGGAGACGAUGUGGACUUGCCGGAAGACCUUCAGAAAAUGAUGGCAGAAGAUCAAGUGGAAGAAGAGGACAAGGAUUUUAUUCUCAGACAACUUCAGAACAUCCAGAACAUGGACAUGGACACUAUCAAAGAAAAGGCUCAAGCAACCUUCACUGAUAUUAAGCAGGCAGCUGAACAGAAGUGUUCUAUCAUGUAAAUAGAGACAUUUACAAGAUCUGUAUACAAAUGCUCCAUAGAAAUGGAUAACUAUGGCCUGCUCACUCUCUAUCCCUCCAUGAGGAAAGAUUUUUGCUAUCCCCCCAAAAAAUAAUAAUAUAAAAAAAUAAGGUAAAUGUAUUGACAUGAUGGGGGGGGGAUUCCAAAGCUGCAGGUAGUUAUCCAAGCCUACAGCUGCAGUUGCUAAUACAGUUGCUCACCUGGGACCUCACCAAAAACCCAUCAUGUUGUCAGGUUCAGAAUUACAUGACAAGAUUCACCUGUGAAUGGAAGUGGUUUCAGCUGCUUUGCAGAAUUUAAGAGGAGGGCGGUAGUUCUUACCUGUGAUUAUGAGAGCAUGUUUUCCUAGAUAAGAAACAUUAGAGCUGUGUGGUUUCUAUUCUACACACUGACUUUGCUGUGCAGAAAAGGUACCCAUUAUAUUCCAUGGCAGGAGGUGAGCGAUGUUGUAGAGUAAAGGGAGAAUCCUUUUAAUACAAAGGGACAAACUCCCCACCUUCUCUCACCCUAUAUAUCACAGAUUUUGCAUUACCUUGAAAGCAUAGAAUCCUUCUGUAGGAAAGAAAACAACAGGUUCUUUCAGAAUGUUUGAUCAUUGCCAGUUAUAGACAUAUUAUUUGUUUUAUUGACUCCAAAAGCAAACACAAGACUAUUACAUAAUAGGUGAAGCUUUUCUCAUCUCAUUCCAGGAAAACCUUCACCUGGUAUAUUUGUGCAAGCCCAGAUGCUAUCAAACACACAGGCAAAGGACUAAUUAAAAAAGUGGUGACUUUAGCAGGGCUACUGUAUGAUUCUCACAGCAGUCCAACUUCUGAUUUUCUCCAGUUAUCAAAGGUUCCACUCAUUUCAUUUAUGCUUGCGUUUAUCCAGAAGGCUUGGUCGAAUUAUGCCAACUGUUGGAAUGCAAAAUGGGUGCACUUAAGGGUGAUUCCAGCUUUCCAAGAGUGCUUUUUGAAUGCUAGGCACAUGCACAAGAACAUGGGGUUGUGCAUGUUAACAGGGCCAGCUCCAGGCAUGCGGGAGCCCUUGGGCAUCAGCUUGCCCUGGGCCCCCGGUGUGUGUGUGCGUGCGUGCAUGUAUGCACGUGCGCGUGCCCCCCCACGGCCCACGGCCCCCCUACCUGUCUAGUCUUUACCAUUGCCCUUAAUGAAGAUGGCGGCUGCGGUUUCCCUAAGGGGAGUGAAGCCUCUGCCGCCAUCUUUGUUGAUGGCACACGUGCAUGCUACGCGCACACAUCUCUGCCAUCAACUAAGAUGGCAGCAGCGGCUUCAGUACCUUAGGGAAGUUGCGGC
Molecule: messenger RNA, 1795 nt
Organism: Rhineura floridana
Lineage: Eukaryota; Metazoa; Chordata; Lepidosauria; Squamata; Rhineuridae
Gene: CPLX4
Product: complexin 4
Exons: 3
Coding region: 1-483 (160 amino acids)
Biological process (GO): synaptic vesicle exocytosis; neurotransmitter transport; regulation of neurotransmitter secretion
Cellular component (GO): terminal bouton; SNARE complex
Molecular function (GO): syntaxin binding
Source: RefSeq, a predicted model, not a curated record